This is a messenger RNA of Trichomonas vaginalis G3, 456 nucleotides long. Its product is annotated as calcium-binding protein family. Bases 1 to 456 code for a protein of 151 amino acids. The record is from RefSeq and is a predicted model, not a curated record. The transcript has a single exon. Gene Ontology annotation, molecular function: calcium ion binding; calcium-dependent protein serine/threonine phosphatase regulator activity. Lineage: Eukaryota; Parabasalia; Trichomonadida; Trichomonadidae.
AUGCAAGCACCAAAGGCUUACAACUAUACACAGGAAGAAAUCAACGGUCUCCACGCCGUUUUCAACCAAAUUGACACAGAUCACAACGGCCUUGUUAAUCAGCCAGAAUUCUACAACUUCUUAGUUCAAGCCCAGAUGGAUACACGUUUCAUCAAGGCUACAUACAAAGUUUUCGAUGAAAAUCACGAUGGAAACCUCUCAUUCGAAGAAUUCCUUGCCUACCUUGAUGCUUGCAACAAAUCUGGAGCUGAUCCAAGAUAUUUAUUCAGACUCAUCUAUCAGGCCGUCGAUACAGAUAACGAUGGCUACUUAAGUUGUGACGAGCUCGUUGUCUUCACAGAUCUUUGCGGUCAGUCAAUGUCAAGAUCUCAGGUUGAUGAGGAACUUAAGAAGAUUGAUGUUGAUUCUAAUGGAAAGAUUGAUUUCAAUGAGCUUUGCAGAGCUUUCUCCAUUUAA